Plutella xylostella (diamondback moth) is the source of this 699-nucleotide messenger RNA. RefSeq lists its product as uncharacterized. Lineage: Eukaryota; Metazoa; Arthropoda; Insecta; Lepidoptera; Plutellidae. Gene Ontology annotation, molecular function: DNA binding. The record is from RefSeq and is a predicted model, not a curated record.
UGUAACAAUUUAUAAAUGCAUCAUCUACAGAUAUCAGGGGACCAGGCGACGUGCACAAUAUGUGACAAGACGCUGACUUGGACAUCUGUGGAAACACUCAAGAAACAUCUGCAGAGACAACAUCCAGAAGUAACUGGCAUUGGAGAUCAUGAUGAUCCCGAAAUACCGAAUGCUCCGCUGUCACCGCCAAGCAUAAAACUAAUAAAGGUCGACCCAUUGGACAAAAUCCCGCCAGCCAAUAAGAAGCGCAAACUGGACCCCGCCCCAGACAACGAGCCAGUCACGACGAAGCAAACAACUCCCUCAAUGGACAGAUUCAACAGCCUCAACCAAUUCGGCCUCUACGUAGCCUCGUUGCUGAAACUGCUGCCCAGGAAGAGGUGCAUCAAGUAUCAGAACCAGAUAGUGGACAGGCUGUUGAAGGACCUGGCGGCCGCCGCCUAGUCCAGGCUCUCUAGUUGUUGCGUGACAAGCAAGAUACACUCUACUACCACAAACAAGUUUAAACCUUGUUUAAAGGGUAAAGUUUGUUAAGGAAUUUGACAGAACAUGAUUUUAAUCAACACUGUAUGUAGGUACAUGUAUGAUUUAAUGAUGAGAUGUUCAAGGGCUAACAAGUGCCAAUGUUAAAUUCAUAAAGGAUAUACUUAAUAGCAUUAGUAAUUGCAACAUGCAAUUUGAAAUAGUUAAAAUUCCAAA